Rhinocladiella mackenziei CBS 650.93 is the source of this 918-nucleotide messenger RNA. RefSeq lists its product as uncharacterized. Lineage: Eukaryota; Fungi; Ascomycota; Eurotiomycetes; Chaetothyriales; Herpotrichiellaceae. The record is from RefSeq and is a predicted model, not a curated record. The coding region runs from base 1 to 918 and encodes 305 amino acids. The transcript is spliced from 2 exons. Gene Ontology annotation, molecular function: aldose reductase (NADPH) activity. Gene Ontology annotation, cellular component: cytosol.
AUGACCGACAUCCUGUUCGAGCUCAACACUGGAGCGACUAUCCCUGCCUUGGGUCUGGGGACGUGGCAAAGCCCUGAAGGGCAAGUCCGUGCGGCGGUUGCACAUGCCAUCCAGUCCGGGUAUCGACACAUCGACUGUGCCUACGUCUACGGAAAUGAGAAAGAAGUCGGAGAAGGGAUCAAGGAGGGUUUGGCUGCCACGGGGAUCUCCCGGAGGGACCUGUUCAUCACGACCAAACUCUGGUGCACAUAUCAUACCCGCGUGGAGCAAAACCUCGACAAGAGCUUGGGACUGCUGGGCCUGGACUACGUCGACCUCUACCUCAUGCACUGGCCCAUCGCCAUGAACCCCCACGGCAACCAUGAGAAGUUUCCCAAAUUGCCCGAUGGGUCCAGAGAUCUGAUCCGGGAACGAUCACAUGUCGACACCUACCGGGACAUGCAAAAGCUGCUCCCGACCGGAAAAGUCAAGGCCAUUGGGGUGAGUAAUUAUUCCAAGAAAUACCUGGAAGAAUUGUUGCCGCAGGUCGCCGUCGUCCCCGCCGUGAAUCAGAUCGAGAACCAUCCGUUGCUCCCGCAACCAGAGAUUGUGGACCUUUGCAAAGAGAAGGGCAUCCACAUCACCGCAUACAGUCCUUUGGGAAGCACCGGAAGCCCAUUGAUGCAAGAUCCCCAUGUGGUCAGAUUGGCCGAGGAAAAGAAAACGACGCCCAGUUCGACUCUUCUGAGCUAUCACAUUGCCCGGGGAAAUUCGGUGCUGGCCAAGUCUGUCACUCCUUCUCGCAUUGAUGAGAACAAGAAGAUCGUUCCCCUGUCUGACGCCGAUCUGGCUUCGUUGGCCGAGAUUUCCAAGAAUGGUGUGACCCGAUUUGUUUACCCGGAAUUUGGUGUGCCAUUUGGGUUCCCCGACAAAUCUUGA